Macrobrachium nipponense is the source of this 700-nucleotide messenger RNA. Its product is annotated as crustacyanin-A2 subunit-like. Gene Ontology annotation, cellular component: cytoplasm. Gene Ontology annotation, molecular function: pigment binding. The record is from RefSeq and is a predicted model, not a curated record. The transcript is spliced from 3 exons. Bases 43 to 618 code for a protein of 191 amino acids. NCBI's taxonomy places the organism in Eukaryota, Metazoa, Arthropoda, Malacostraca, Decapoda, Palaemonidae. Gene Ontology annotation, biological process: response to reactive oxygen species; lipid metabolic process.
GUUCAGCUUCGCGGUAAAACCUCCACCUGAUCUAGAUUCAAGAUGCUUAGCAUCACGUUCAUUGUCUUGGGUCUAGCGGCAUCUGCUGCAUCUACUGCGCUUCCAGAUUUCUUGGUGCCUGGAAGUUGUGCCAAUGUUAAAGUCCAAGAUUCGUUUGAUCUAAGAAGGUAUCACGGUCGUUGGUACCAGACAGAGAUCAUGGAGAACGCUUAUCAGCCAUACACAAAAUGUAUCAACUCUUUCUACGAUUACUCGUCUUCUGACUUUGGCUUCAAGGUAGCUACAGCUGGUUUCAGUCCCCAAGAGGAGCACCUCAAGUUGGAAGGCAGAAUCUACCCUACCAAGGAGUUCGCUUCCAGCCACAUGUUGAUUGAUUUCCCAACAGUGAUGGGAUACCCUUACCAAGUCAUCGAGACCGACUACGACACGUACUCUUGCGUCUACUCCUGCCUCGACUGGAACACCUACAAGACCGAGUUCGCCUUCGUCUUCUCCAGGACGCCCCAGAACGGAGGACCUGCCACAGCAAAGUGCGCCGAGGUCUUCAGGAGGAGCGGAAUCGACUUCUCUAAAUUCAUUACCGUUCCUCACUCAGCUGAGUGUGUCUACAGAGCGUAAAAUAGACCACUGUCUUUUUUUAAUCGGUAAAUAAGGCUUUCUUAAUGUUGUUCUUUUGUUUCUAAUAAACUACGUCUUUAAA